AGGAGAGUCGGGCGCCGGGCGGAGCUUCGGCGCGCCUCUGCCCCGCUGGUGGCCAGCUGCGGCUUCCUUCCAUAGCGGCUUCCUCGCGAGGCAGGUGAGUCCUGGGCCUCGGGGACCUGCUCGGAGCGCACUGGAACGGAGAUUGGUUUGUUCCUAAGAACCCCCCUCUCUAGGUCACGCCGCAGAAGGCAGCCGUAGAGGUUCUGCUCUAACGGCAGGCAUAGGUGGACUUCGCCGCCACGGAGCCCUAGAGAGAGGGGGUGCGAGGGUGGGACCAGUAUCCCCACCUCGGCUUCUAGAAAUAGAAAAUGCUGUGGCUCGGGAGCCAGAGCCUUUUGUUCUCAAUCUGAGCCUUGCCAGGGGCUCCCUGCGUGACUUUGGGCGAGUUCCGCCUCUCGCUGGGCCUCCAUUUCCCCACCCGCAAAGGGAGAGGGGUCUUUCCGUGGGUCUAAGUUCCAGACCGACUUAGAUUCACUUUCUUGACCAGCUUCCUCUAAGACAUAUCCCAGAUUCGCCAGGCGCGUCCCUUCUGCAAACGUGGCUGCACUCUGACCGCUAGAAACCUGUAUCAACUUUGGGAGAAGAAGCAGCAUCUAGCCUGUGGACAGCAAGCUGAAGAAUUUGUUUCCUUUGCAUUGAGGCACUAAUCCUUUCACUGCUGUCCACCCAGACGGAUGUUAUUAUCUCAUUAAAGACGAAGCUGGGGCGCAGACAGGUUUAGAGACAGGAUCUUCGGCUGGGAAGACCGUACCCAAGUGCCAGCGAUCCUGGCCCACGCAGCCUGGAAAGAGACAACCGUUAGAUCGAGGAGGUGUGUCUUGUCCAGCCUGGUUUCCCCUUGGCCCUGGGAACCUAAGGUGGACCUGGGAGGGACUUGGUCCCCUCCUGUAGACCCAUGGCUCACCGGCGAAAGAUACAGCUGUUGACAUGGGACGUGAAGGACACGCUGAUCAGGCUCCGCCGGCCCGUAGGAGAGGAAUAUGCCGCCAAGGCCCAGGCCCAUGGGGUGGAGGUAGAGGCCACAGCCCUGGAACGAGCCUUCAGGCAGGUGUUCAAGGCUCACAGCCGCAGCUUCCCCAACUAUGGCCUGAGCCAUGGCCUCACCGUCCGUCAGUGGUGGUGGGAUGUGGUCCUGCAGACCUUCCAUCUAGCGGGUGUUCGGGAUGCCCAGGCUGUGGGCCCCAUCGCUGCCCAGCUGUACAAGGACUUCCGCAGCCCCUGCUCCUGGCAGCUGUUGGAGGGGGCGGAGGCCACCCUGAGGGAAUGCCGGGAACGAGGCCUGAGGCUGGCAGUGAUCUCCAACUUCGACCAGCGACUAGAGGACAUCUUGGUGGGUCUUAGUCUGCGGGAACAUUUCGACUUUGUGCUGACCUCUUGGGCUACUGGCUGGCAAAAGCCGGACCCCCGCAUUUUCCAUGAGGCCUUGCGGCUUGCUCAGGUGGAACCAGCGGUGGCAGCCCAUAUUGGGGACAGUUACCACAAUGAUUACGAGGGGGCACGGGCUGUGGGUAUGCACAGCUUUCUAGUGGUUGGCCCGGGGUCUCUGGAUCCUGUGGUCAAGGAUUCUGUGCCCCAAGAACAUAUCCUCCCCUCACUGCCCCAUCUCCUGCCUGCCCUUGACCGCCUGGAGGGCUCAUCCACAGGGCAGUGAGGCUGGUGAGGGAAGUGGCUGGGCCCGACAGACCCUGGAGACAGGGAGCCCUUUCCUCUCCGAAGUCUGGCCUUUACUCUCUCCCUGCAGCCUCCCUAGUGCAUUCUGACUCUAAUGCAGUGAGUGUCUUAUUUUACGGAGAAAAUGUAAUGGACUUUUUGGACAACCCGAUACUUUCAAGCUUUGUUUUAGCAGCAGGGAUGUUUUGUUGUGGAAGAUCUUAAGUGGAACCCCAAUGUGCAAACCAGGAAAAGAACGAGAAACUGCUAGGGUUGAGGCAGAGGUCCUAGGGCCCCUCAUUCAGGACCUGAAGCCUCUACAACUCCCUGUACCUCAACCUACAAAGCCCUGCCUCCACUGACUCCUGCCUACCCCAAGCACCAGACUUCUUGCCCUGCCUCAGGACCUUUGCACUUGCUCUUUCCAGUGCCGGGGCACUUAACCACCUCAUUUUCCUACACAGUCAUUCUUCAGAUCCCUCCUGAAAGUUCACACGGCCAGGAGGUCCUCUGACAAAGACGAGAUGAGGUUCUCAGAUUGAUAACCUCGUGGUUCAUGCCGAAUUCAUUAAACUUAAGUGUUUGUGUACUUCUUUGUCUAA
Messenger RNA from Phyllostomus discolor (pale spear-nosed bat), 2252 nucleotides. RefSeq names its product haloacid dehalogenase like hydrolase domain containing 3 (gene HDHD3). The record is from RefSeq and is a predicted model, not a curated record. The transcript is spliced from 2 exons. NCBI's taxonomy places the organism in Eukaryota, Metazoa, Chordata, Mammalia, Chiroptera, Phyllostomidae. Bases 896 to 1651 code for a protein of 251 amino acids.